GGCAGCCGGCGAGGCCCGAUGGAAGGGGGUGCGGAAGAGCCCUCUCGGGGGCGGCGGCGGCUCGGGGGCCUCCAGCCAGGCCGCCUGCCUCAAGCAGAUCCUGCUGCUGCAGUUGGAUCUCAUCGAGCAGCAGCAGCAGCAGCUGCAGGCCAAGGAGAAGGAGAUCGAGGAGCUCAAGUCCGAGCGGGACACGCUCCUUGCUCGGAUUGAACGUAUGGAAAGACGGAUGCAGCUGGUAAAGAAGGAUAACGAGAAAGAAAGGCACAAGCUGUUUCAGGGCUAUGAGACUGAAGAGAGAGAGGAAACAGAGCUCUCUGAGAAAAUUAAACUGGAGUGCCAGCCAGAGCUCUCCGAGACGUCCCAGCCUCUGGCUCCCAAGCCUUUCUCAUGUGGGCGGAGUGGAAAGGGACACAAAAGGAAAACCCCAUUCGGAAAUACAGAAAGAAAGACUCCUGUUAAAAAGCUGGCUCCUGAAUUUUCAAAAGUCAAAACAAAAACUCCUAAGCACUCACCCGUUAAAGAGGAACCCUGUGGUUCCUUAUCCGAAACUGUCUGUAGACGUGAACUGAGGAGCCAAGAAACCCCAGAAAAGCCCCGGUCUUCAGUGGACACCCCGCCGAGACUCUCCACGCCCCAGAAGGGACCCAGCGCCCAUCCCAAGGAGAAAGCCUUCCCCAGCGAGACCGAAGAUCUGCCAUACCUUUCCACCACAGAAAUGUACUUGUGUCGUUGGCACCAGCCUCCCCCGUCACCGUUACCGUUACGGGAACCCUCUCCAAAGAAGGAGGAGACUGUAGCAAGGUGUCUGAUGCCAUCAAGUGUUGCAGGAGAAACUUCAGUCUUGGCUGUUCCUUCUUGGAGGGACCACUCAGUAGAACCUCUAAGGGACCCAAAUCCUUCAGACCUUUUGGAGAACCUGGAUGAUAGUGUGUUCUCGAAGCGGCACGCAAAACUAGAGCUGGAUGAGAAGAGAAGGAAAAGGUGGGAUAUUCAGAGGAUCAGGGAACAAAGAAUUUUACAACGACUACAGCUCAGAAUGUAUAAAAAGAAAGGAAUUCAGGAAUCUGAGCCUGAGGUUACCUCAUUUUUCCCUGAGCCAGAUGAUGUUGAAAGUUUGAUGAUUACCCCCUUCUUGCCUGUUGUAGCAUUUGGACGACCAUUGCCAAAAUUAACUCCCCGGAAUUUUGAGCUGCCCUGGUUGGAUGAGCGAAGCCGAUGCAGGCUGGAGAUCCAGAAGAAGCAAACCCCUCACCGGACGUGUAGGAAAUAGCUGUGCCGCAAGAACCCUCAGAUAGUUGUAGCAUGCCAUUCCCAGAGGGUGGCAGAGACCUGUAUGUGUGACCUGUGUGCUCACGUAUGUUACCGUUUGCUGACAGUGCCCUCCCGCACGUCUUGGUUUGUUUUGUUCUCACAAAAACUCUUUCAUUGGGCUAACUGUGAAUUAUGGAGGGGGAUUGGGAUUUCUUUUCCCUUUCAGGGGAAGUGAGCUCUCAAGCUAAAUCUGACGGAUGGCAGGUUUGGAAGUUUCAGGGUGUGCAUCUAUGCAUUUGCCUGUAUCGAAGGGGUACCAGAGUGUCCUUCCUGAGACACAGGAGCUGUGGCUGCCUGGCACUCUGCUCGCUCCGGGUAAUUGGGGUGUAGUGGUUUUUACCCUAAAAUAAAACAGAAAAUCUCACCAUGAGCGUUAGGACCAGAUGAAGAAUAAGGAGUGAAGUGAUGAGCAAGUCAUCUUCUCAGAACAGGAAAGACAUCCAAGGUUGGGUAGGCAAAUAUCUAAAAAGAGAGCUUUCUCUUAAAGCUGUUCCUCGGCCUAGUCAAGUGGGGAAAGGUGUUGAUUGUUUUCUUAGUUAAUAGGUAACUGACGUUCUUCCCCGACUCCUUGGAAAAUAAAAUCUCUGGAAAAGAAAAGGGGGAUGUUAGUUUGAGGCAGUCUGCAGCCCCAAACAGAUGCAGUUGUCCUUUGGGGAUGGCGUGCCAGGCCCGUCCGGAUGUCCUUGUCACAUCACUUCUCGAGUGUCCCUUAGUUGGGGUUUGUCUCGUGGCUGGGCUCUUGGUGGUAGGGUGAGGUUUGGGCGGGGUGGGCCGAGAGUGAAGAAACGCGUGCUUCCUUUGGCUGGCAGAUGUCUACAUCUUGAAACAAACAGCUGUACCUAAGGAGCUUCUCCAUUCACUUUGUAAAAAUAGAUUUGUAUGUGUAUCAUCCUGGUCUCCCUCCCUUGCCUGUUUUGUUUAAAAAAAAAAAAAGAAAGAAAAAAAUUUCAGGACAGCACUCCCAGGCCAUUCUGGUCUCAGUGUAAGAUCCCGGUUAACUAUCUGGAAGGAAAAUAGAGCCAAGACCUCUGGUCUUAACUAUAUAGGAAUUGCCUUUCAUUAGUUUUCAGGACUAUUGUGUGAAAACAAGUAGGGGUCUAAUCUCCUAGAAGGUAGGGGCUUUUAUCCUUGAAGAGAAGAUGUCCCCAGAUUAUUAGCACUUUUAGAGGAGAAGCCAAGGUAUGUAGGGUGUGCGGCCGGCCCAUUGGUGGAGCGUGAGAGAAUGGGUUACCAUUGUGGGAAGAGAAGAAAAGUUCCUCAGGGGCCUCCCACUGCUAAAGCUUUUUGUGAGAUGUUGAUCUGUGCUCCCUGGGUUUGACUUUGAAAGGAAUUACUGCGGCAGCACGUGUAGUAUUCUUGGAUGAUCUUGCUGCUCUUAUUUCUCCUUUGUGUGUGCGUGUGUGUGAGCGUGUGUGAGUGUGGCUGUGGGUUUUCAUUUGUAACUCCAUCUGCUUAGGAGAGGGGGCUCUCUGUAAAGGAAAGUGCUGUAAGCUUCGUUGCAGCAAGGACAUAGAAAUAGGACUUAUUCCACUAGGGGCUCUCAUCUCACACCUUGAGGACAAGAUUUCUAGAAAAACUGGGCCAGGUUUUCUUUGUUCUCCAUUAUUUUAACGUGACAAGCUGUUUCGUGUUCCUACGCUGACCUACGUUAUGUUCCUUUAUAACGUGCCCAAAAAAGAAGAACCCCAAUCAGUGUCUCUUUAUGAUCUGCUGUUUCUCCUCGAUUUCAGCCUUUGUCAAGUUCCUAAUUUUGGGUAUGGUUAGCAAAUUUUCAUGUUUUUGCCCUACACAAGGGACUCCUCAGACACUGAACUUAAUUUAGACUGAGAGGAAUCCAUGAGGUGCUAUCUGGCCAGACUUAAGUGGAUUCUUUUUUCCUCCGUUCUCCUUUCCCUGAGGACCUCUUAUGUUAUUGUCCCGCUUCUAGAUCAGUUCUCCUUUGAUUCGGGUAUGUUGUGGUUUCUUGAGAAGGAGGUUGGAGCGAAGUUCCAAGAGUUGAAAUUACAGUGUGUUAGAGCGUGGGGGGAAAAUUAAUCUUAUUUUUCCCUACAUGGGAUAUAACACUGUGAAAUUCAAUCUUCAACUGAAGGCCCUGCAGUUCUCCUAAAACAUAGUUCUUUGUUUCUUUCUUUAACAAAGUUUAAGCUAGUGUUAAUAAAUUAAAGAGAAAUUGCUUGUCUGUCCACUUCAGCUUUGUUUUAUGCCCAUUUCAUAUUGUUGUCUGUGUUGUAAUUCAUACUUUUGAUACCAUUUCUGAUGUGUAAAAUUGGUUGUCUUGUAAAUAUCUUAUAAAGAGUUCAAUUGUAAAUAAACUAUUGUGGCUGUUAAUUUUU
This is a messenger RNA of Chinchilla lanigera (long-tailed chinchilla), 3644 nucleotides long. It is a transcript of the gene Msl1, whose product is annotated as male-specific lethal 1 homolog (Drosophila). Lineage: Eukaryota; Metazoa; Chordata; Mammalia; Rodentia; Chinchillidae. Gene Ontology annotation, cellular component: MSL complex. The record is from RefSeq and is a predicted model, not a curated record.